Molecule: messenger RNA, 216 nt
Organism: Plasmodium inui San Antonio 1
Lineage: Eukaryota; Apicomplexa; Aconoidasida; Haemosporida; Plasmodiidae
Exons: 1
Source: RefSeq, a predicted model, not a curated record
UGUUCAAGGUCUAGUGUUUCAGAGUUUAGGGUUUAGGUUCGGGGUUAGGGGUCAGGGUUUACGGUUUAGGUUUACGGUUCAGGUUUCAGGGUUUAGCGUUCAGGGGUGGUGGGCUAAGGAAUCAGGUUUAGGGUUCACGUUUCAGGGUUCAGGUUUCAGGGUUCAGGGUUUAGGGUUCACGUUUCAGGGUUCAGGUUUCAGGGUUCAGGGUUUAGG